Molecule: messenger RNA, 7399 nt
Organism: Danio rerio (zebrafish)
Lineage: Eukaryota; Metazoa; Chordata; Actinopteri; Cypriniformes; Danionidae
Source: RefSeq, a predicted model, not a curated record
CUUAAUAACCUGCACAGAUUAAUUGUUCACCACAAUACUGAAUUGUAACCAAAAUCCUAUGUUUAGUUUUGAUUUCAUUUAUACUUUUAUUGUUAAACCAUACACGCCGCACACGCGGCUCAUUUACGGAAGUUACGGUAAUGCAAACAUCACUGCCGCUAUUAGAGUUAAAGAGGCCGAACAUUUGGUGACAGCGGGACUCAAAUCUGCUCCCACUACGAGCUGAAGGUUGAAGCGUGUGCAGUAAGGAAGAGUGUUUUCAGUUAUGACGAACCCUUAUGCACACACCGUUGAGCCUCUAGACCCCCAGAAGCCGGACCACAAGUUCUUCAACCUCAGAAAGCUUAAAGACCCCAGAUAUGAGCAGCUGCCCUUCUCCAUCCGUGUGCUGCUGGAGUCUGCUGUCAGGAACUGCGAUCAGUUUCUGGUGAAGCAGGACGAUGUGGAGAAGAUCCUCAACUGGAAGGUGACGCAGAGUCAAACGGUGGAGGUGCCGUUCAGACCGGCCCGCGUCAUCCUGCAGGACUUCACGGGUGUACCUGCAGUGGUGGACUUCGCAGCCAUGCGGGAUGCGGUGAAAAAACUGCAGGGCGACCCGGAGAAGAUCAAUCCAGUGUGUCCCGCAGACCUCGUCAUCGAUCACUCCAUUCAGGUCGACUUCAACAGGAAGUCUGACAGCCUUCAGAAAAACCAAGAUCUUGAAUUUGAAAGGAACAGGGAACGCUUUGAGUUCUUAAAGUGGGGCUCUAAAGCAUUCAGGAACAUGCGGAUCAUUCCUCCGGGAUCAGGAAUCGUCCAUCAGGUCAACCUGGAGUAUUUGGCCCGGGUGGUGUUUGACCAGGACGGGUUUUAUUAUCCGGACAGUCUGGUGGGAACAGACUCUCACACCACCAUGAUUGAUGGGCUAGGAGUGCUGGGCUGGGGUGUUGGAGGUAUUGAGGCAGAAGCGGUCAUGUUGGGUCAGCCCAUCAGUAUGGUCCUGCCGGAGGUCAUCGGCUACAGACUGCUGGGGACGCCUGACAAAUACAUCACCUCCACUGACAUCGUGCUCACCGUCACCAAGCAUUUGCGGCAAGUUGGUGUGGUUGGGAAAUUUGUUGAGUUUUUCGGGCCUGGUGUUGCACAGUUGUCCAUCGCUGACCGCGCCACCAUCGCCAACAUGUGCCCGGAGUAUGGAGCCACCGCUGCCUUCUUCCCUGUAGACCAGAUCAGCAUCCAGUACCUGAAGCAGACCGGGAGGGACAUGGAGAAGCUGAGUUACAUAGAGAAGUAUCUGAAAGCGGUGGGCAUGUUCAGAGAUUACAGCAACACUGCUCAAGAUCCACAGUUUACUCAGGUUGUUGAGUUGGACCUCACUACAGUCGAGCCGUGCUGCAGCGGCCCUAAACGACCACAUGACAGAGUGUCUGUAGCAGAGAUGAAAAAGGACUUUGAAACCUGUUUGGUGGCCAAGCAAGGGUUUAAGGGUUUCCAGGUUUCUCCUGACCGAUGUGAUGUCCAAGUGCCGUUCCAGUUUAACGGAGCCGAAUACUCGCUCGCUCAUGGAUCUGUGGUGAUCGCAGCCAUCACCAGCUGCACCAACACCAGCAACCCGUCCGUCAUGCUGGGAGCAGGUCUCCUGGCCCAGAAGGCAGUUCAGGCUGGUUUGACUGUGAAGCCGUAUAUAAAGACCAGUUUGUCCCCAGGAAGUGGCGUCGUCACCUACUAUCUGAAGGAGAGUGGAGUCAUGGACUUCCUGUCACAGCUGGGUUUUGAGGUUGUAGGUUACGGCUGCAUGACCUGCAUUGGGAACAGUGGACCUCUGCCCGAGCCGGUUGUAGAGGCCAUCACUCAAGGUGAUUUGGUAGCUGCUGGAGUCCUGUCUGGAAAUAGAAACUUCGAGGGUCGCGUUCAUCCAAACACUCGGGCCAAUUAUCUGGCUUCUCCUCCGCUGGUCAUUGCGUACGCCAUCGCCGGCACAGUGAGGAUAGACUUCGAGAAACAGCCUUUAGCUGUGAACUCGGAGGGAAAAGAGGUUUACCUGCGGGAUAUCUGGCCGACGCGGGAGGAGAUCCAGGCCGUGGAGAGACAGUUCGUCAUUCCUACCAUGUUUAAGGAGGUCUAUGAGAAAGUCGAGAAAGUGAACGAACGCUGGAACUCGCUGAAAGCCCCGUCUGACAAGCUGUACACCUGGGAUCCCAAUUCUACAUACAUAAAAUCCCCACCUUUCUUUGAUGAACUGACCCGGGAGCUCCAGACACCCAAACCCAUAACAGAUGCGUAUGUGCUGCUCAAUUUGGGAGAUUCAGUGACCACAGACCACAUCUCUCCUGCUGGAAACAUCGCACGCAACAGUUCUGCUGCACGCUACCUGACUAGCCGAGGACUCACGGCGAGAGAGUUUAACUCGUAUGGUUCCCGUCGGGGCAAUGAUGCAGUGAUGGCUCGAGGAACGUUCGCCAACAUUCGCCUUUUCAACAAGUUUAUUAACAAGCAAUCACCGACUACAAUCUAUCUGCCUACAGGAGAGACGUUGGAUGUGUUUGAUGCUGCAGAAAAGUAUCAACAGGCUGGUCAUCCUCUGCUGAUUCUGGCUGGUAAAGAGUACGGUUCAGGAAGCUCCAGAGACUGGGCUGCCAAAGGGCCCUUCCUGCUGGGCAUCAAGGCAGUGCUGGCGGAGAGUUACGAGCGGAUUCACCGCAGUAAUCUAGUGGGCAUGGGUGUAAUUCCUCUGGAGUAUCUGCCGGGAGACUCAGCGGAGAGUUUGGGUCUCAGCGGACGCGAGCGCUACACUGUGAUGAUUCCCCCUCAGCUCAAGCCCAGGAUGACUGUGGACAUCAAGCUGGACACAGGGAAAACAUUUCAGGCUAGGAUGAGGUUUGACACGGAUGUGGAGCUCACUUAUUUCCAUCACGGCGGCAUCCUAAACUACAUGAUUCGCAAGAUGUCUGAAAAUUAAGAUGAGAAGUACACCUUCCUCAAGACGGUCCACGCUAAACGCACACUUCCACCAUCGGGAUGCUUGUUUUUGUCUUGUUGGGAUGUAACGAUUCACUGAACUCGAGGUUCGAUUCAUGAUUCAAUGUGAUUCGGUUUUCUUAAGUUUUUUUUUUUUUUUUUUUUUACAAAAUCAGAUUUAGGAAAUUUUAUUAGAUUAAGAAAAAAUGUGAAAUAAAAAGUGUUGCAAUUUUAAGGUAAAAAGUACAAUUCUGAGAAAAAAAGACCAUUUCUUUUGCCAUUUUCAGAUCAGACAAAUUCUGAGGUAUAAAAAGCCACAAAAAUUAAAAAGUAGUUUAGAGAAGAAUAGUCAAAUUAUAAGGAAUUAAAAGACACAAAUAACAGCAAAUAUUUAUGAUUUUGAGGUGAAAAGUCUAAUUUUGGAAUGAAAAAAAGCCACAAAUAUAAGCAAAUAGUUGCAAUUCUUAGGAGAACAGUCCAACUCUGAGACAAAAAAGCCACAAAUAACAGCAAAUAGUUGCAGUUUUGAGGAGAAAAGUCCAAUUCUAACACAAAAAAGCCACAAAUAAAAGCAAAGAGUUGCAAUUCUGUGGAGAAAAGUCCAGUUUUGGGAUGAAAAUGUCACAAAUAAAAGCAAAUAGUUGCAGUGUUUAGGGGAAAAAAGUCCAACUCUGAGACAAAAAAAAUCAAAAAUAAAAGCAAAGAGUUGCAGUUUUGAGGAGAAAAGUCCAACUCUGAGACAAAAAAGCCACAAAUAAAAGCAAAGAGUUGCAAUUCUGAAGGGAAAAGUUCAAUUCUAACACAAAAAAGCCACAAAUAAAAGCAAAUAAUUGCAGUUUUUAGGUGAAAAGUCAAAUUCUGAGAAAAAAAUGACACAAUUAGAAACAAAUGUUUGCAGUUUUGAAGGGAAAAGUUCAAUUCUGGGAAAAAAAAAAUGUCGCUAAAUGGACAUAUCCACCAUCUGGAUACUUGUAAAACAAACCUCUGUUCAUGUAAGUUACAGAAAUAAUAAAAUCUCUUCAUAUAAACAAAGUAUAUUUAAAAUUAGAGGCAACCACUGCAUUUAAAUCAUAAUCUAAACAAAAAGGCAGCAUACAUAAACAGUUUUUAAUCUAAAUUACCAUGUAUACUUUUGCAAUCUGAAGCGAAAACAUAAAGGUUUAUCUUGAUGGAAACAAGACAUGGACAGAGCAGAGAAAAUACCUGAAGGAAACCGCAGAUGCAGAUCAAAGUCCCUUUCGUGUAUUCUGUAAUCUUUGUGCAGAUAAAGCUGGAAGUGGAUUUCAAAGUGAGUCGAUUCUUCAAUGCCGGAGCUUUGAGAAUCAAUAGAUAUUUCUGUGAACAGAUUCAGUGAUUCGAUGAAUUGGUUCAAAUGACCAUAUCCGCGAUUCACUCACAAUGGCAUAUUUUCUUACAGCAUGGAGCUAUUAAUAUGACAAAACUGUUUGAAUUGUGUAAAUCUGAAUUAUUGACAAGAGUUAAUUAAUAAAAACCAAUAUUAAAUGGCAUUUAAAAUAGUUUACUUAAAUAUCGAACGUUUGAAAUGUAAGACAAGAUUAAGGCAGAUUAAUAAUAACAAUCGUCAAUAACUCAAAUGAACACAAUGCAGAUUUGGCAUAUUAUUAGCUAUUUUUAUUUAGCUAAUUACAACAGUUAAGAUUUGAUUCUUAGAGUCGAGUCUAUUGAGUCGAUUCUUAUGAUUGCUCAGGCGCAGAUUCACUCUCUGCCAGCAGAUGGCGCUUUUGAACAGCAGUUGUAGUGUUACCUUGGUUAAUGUUGUAAACAAAGUAGGGCUGCGCUAAUCUAAAAACGUAUUAACUCUUAUUUAAUAUGUAUCAGAGGCAAGGCAAACUGUAAAUAAAGUUUUCUAAUCACAUUCAGGUCAGUUCCUCUUAGAGAUUCAUUCAUGUAAACUCCUGCAGGGUUUGUUUGGAAUCAGAAUUGAAUUGAAUAGUCACAAAUGAAUCGUUUUUCAACCGGUUCGUGAAUCAUCGUUACAUCACGACCUGUAAGUGUUUCUGUUUGUCUCUUAAAAAAUCAACUAAAAUGCUGUUUGCUGUACAGUAAUAGUUGCUGUCAGCAUCAAAAUAAGCAUAAUAGUCAUAAUCCGCAGUGUUUUUAGGUUGAUGAUUUUGUUUAUGAUUGUUUUGUGGAGGUUUGGUAGGAUUGAAGGGGAAGAUUAAAAGCAUUAGAUGUUAAAAUCACUGUUUAACUUUCUCCAUUCUAGCCAAACUGCAGUACUGUACAUCCGUUUAUAAAUUAAUUGUCACAUUAAUUACUGUACUUGAAGCAAUAGUUCUGUCAAAAAAGUUUAUAUUUGCUGUUUAUUUACUUCCUCCUCAGCACAUCUAAGAGAUAAGAAUGAAUAUUUUGCUAUGAAAUGACAAAUUUUCAGAAUAAAGUAAAGGUAAUUGCAGCUUCUGACUUUAUUCGUUGCAAUUAUGAUAAUAACUAUGAUAAAAAAAAGUCUCAUAUAAAACCAGAUAGUUGCAAUUUUGAGAAGAAAAGUCCAAUUCUGAGAAUAAAAGCUAUAAUUAAAGCAAAAUAGUUGCCAUUUUGAAGGGGAAAGUAAGAUUUAAGUGAAAAUUCACAAAUAAGAGCAAAACAGUUGCAAUUUUGGGAAGAAAAGUCCAAUAUCUAAGAAAAAAAGCCAUAAAUCAAAAGUAAUAGUUGCAAUUUUGAGGAGAAAAGUAACAUUUUAAGAAAAAAGGCCACAAAUAAAAACAAAAUAGUUGCAAAUUGUGAGGAGAAAAGUCCAAUUUAUGGGAAAAUAAGCCACAAAUUAAAGCAAAUAGUUGCAAAUUUGAAGAGACAAGUAAAUUUCUAAAUAAAAAAGCCACAAUUACAACAAAAUAGUUGAAUUUUUGAAGAGAACAGUCCAAUUAUGAGACAAAAUUUUGCAAAUAAAAAAGUGCAAAUUUUGAGUAGAAACGUCAAUUUCUAAGACAAAAGCCACAAACAAAAGCAAAUUGCUUCAAUUUUGACGGGAAACCUCAAAUUUUGAGGGAAAAAUGGCACAAAUAAAAGCAAAUAGUUGCAAUUCUGAGACAAAACAAAUGUCAUAAAUAACAAGAAAUGCUCACAAUUUUGAGGAGAAAAGUGCAAUUUUGAAAAAAAAUGUCACAAAUAAAAGCAAAAUAGUUGCAAUUUUGAAGCGGAAAGUAAAUUUUUAAGAGAAAAAGCCACAAAUAAAAGCAAAAUAGCUGCAAUUUUGGGGAGAAACGUCCAAUAUCUAAGAAAAAAGCCAUAAGUUAAAACUAUAUAAUUGCAAUUUUGAGGAGAAAAGUAACAUUUUAAGAAAAAAAGUCACAAAUAAAGCCAAAUAGUUGCAAUUUUGAGAAAAAAAGUCAAAAAUGAAAAGGAAUAUUUGCAAUUUUGAGGAGAAAAGUCCAAUUCUGAGACAAAAUGUCACUAAUAAAAGCAAAUUAGUGUAAGAAAAUAGACUAGUGAAGAAUUGCUGUAAGAAAAUAGACUAGUGGUUUUGGGUGGAAAAGUCACAUUUCCCAUUAUGAAAAAAUAAGUUUAAAAGUCAAAAUUGCGAGCAACAAAGUCAGAAUAGUGAGAAAGCAUAUACUUACUACUGGAAGUCAGUCCCAAGCUUGAAAAAAGUCAACUUCUGAAUAAAAAAAAAAGGCAGUUUUGAGAACUUCUUCAACACUUCUGCCAAAAAAUUGGUCGUAAGUCUAAGGAAAAACAUUGCAAUUACAAAAUGAAUGUGUGUAAGUGAACAGCAAAUGGAUCAUUUUUUUGCAGGAUCUAUUUUUCAACUGAAUUCGAAAUACAUUCCUAUCUGUAAAUGUCCAUUCCGACUGAAAUACUGAAGUAAAUGUGUUAGUUUGCAUAAGAGAAUCCCUUUACGAGCUGUCCAAUAUGAACUUGAACAUUUAAAAGUGCCUACAUUUUCUCAUCGUUCACUUGUCAUUCCAGUUGUUAUUUUUGUUUGUGCAUUCCUGUUGAAACGUGACUUAAAAUUCAUCCAAAGUCAAUUUGCACAUGUUUUUUAUUUAUUAGCAAAAGCUUAAAAACAGUUGCUGAUGUAAAACUGUGACGUUCUUCAAUGCUGUUUCAGAUGCUUUACUAAAACUGCUGAUGCACAGAAAAGAAACACUGAAAAUGUCUACAUCUAGAAUAUGUAGUGCGUCAGAGAAAGUGUUGUUGUAAUUUAAUACUCAAGGCUUUCUUCUGUCCGAGUCCAUGUUGUUUUAAAUGACAAUAUACCUGAUUUAUUAUACAUUUUAAAGUAUAUUAUUUCAUCAUUCCACUGCAGAUCAGAGAGAAAAAUGCUUUUGAUAUUGCAUGAAAUACUCUGUACAGGCAGAACUUUGCAGUCAUUUCUCUACCAGAAUGUCAUUAUAAUAAAUUAAAGUCUUACUGAUUGUCCUUUAUUGUAAUAACAGCACAUUCAUAUCUGUAUUUUUGUUAAAACCGCCUUUAAAAUAAAUAAAUAUUUACUGAAAAUUUA